This is a messenger RNA of Verruconis gallopava, 4276 nucleotides long. RefSeq lists its product as uncharacterized. NCBI's taxonomy places the organism in Eukaryota, Fungi, Ascomycota, Dothideomycetes, Venturiales, Sympoventuriaceae. The transcript has 3 exons. Bases 1 to 2904 code for a protein of 967 amino acids. The record is from RefSeq and is a predicted model, not a curated record.
AUGUAUUGCUUCCCCUAUCCCUCUUCGUCCGGCAUCACCCCACUUCGAGUCCGUUAUUGGGGAAGCUGCCCUUACUCGUUGACCGGUCCCUACACCUUUGAUACAUUUCUCGACUUCGCGCUCGGCGUGGAAUUGCUUUCUAGGUUCUUUUCGCUUUCGAGUGUUCCAUCCAACCGUAGACCCGAACUGAACGUCGUAGCAGCAGUACUGCAAGCCUGGCUCUUCUUUGGAUUGGCCUGUGAAGCUUUAGGCCGCGAUGUUGACCAUAACGAGUUUGUAGAGUUAGGUGAUGGUGCUGCACCCCAAGGCACGAUCGAUCUUCGCAUGCCUAUACGAUUCUGGACUGAACUUCAAACACGAUGGUGUGAUCUACAAGCUCGACUGUCAGAGGCCGAGUUCGAGGGAAAAAAAAGCCAUCUUAUGCGAUGCCUGGAACUGGCUGAAACAACCAUGUGCAGACAAGACCUCAAUGGCCAGAACAUGGACGACGAGGACCUGGCACAGGUUCUGCUCUCUAUACACAUGCUGAUGUAUCUUAUUAACAAUGUAUUCGAGUCAUACACAGUCCUCCAGGUGACCCCAAGAUCCAAAGCAACCCAGCUUCUCGUUCGAAGAAUGGUCCAGAAUGGCUGGUGCAGGAAACGACUGAACUUUGUUCAGACCACUCCGAUGCUUUAUCCGGGCCUUUAUUACAUGGCGUCAUUUCUCCCGCCGCGAAGUGAGUAUGAAGAUCACAGCUCGUGCACCUCGAUCAAGUGCUCUAUCACAGGUAGACUUCUGGAACCGUUUCAUCGCGAUGAGAAUUGCGCGUGUAAAGAUAUCCACGUGCCGCUGUGGCAGGUCGCCAGGAUCGUCGCAGAUGGUGGUAUUCCCUUGGUAAAGAUUGUGCGUUCGGGUGGCAGGGAAUUGAAGCUUGAGGUUGUUCCAUUCACGCGAACGAGCCGAUUCACUGCCAUCUCCCAUGUCUGGGCCGACCGACAGUUUGGCUCGACGAAAAAUGCCCUUCCGACUUGCCAAGUAGAGUACCUUGACUCUCUGCUUGCCUCACUUCCCAAGCAGGUUGAACAUUGGGGCUGGAGCGAUUGGUGUCAUAUCAGGUCUCCUUCAACCGACAUGAUCGAGCCGCCCAGCAGAGCCUACGACCUGUUCUGGAUCGACACAUUUUGCAUUCCCCAGGAUGCUGCACAUAUAGACCUCAAGCGUAAGGCUAUUGAUUCUAUGAACCUCAUAUAUGCUACUGCGAGUCAGACCGUCGUAUUUGACAGAGGUCUACAGACACUUGAUGUAGGGCAGCGGCCGGCGUCCCUCGCCCAUGGGGGUCGGCCAAACUUCUAUUCGCCAAACGACCAUAAACUUCUAGACGCUCUUUCACAUAUCGUCGCCUCCAAUUGGAUGGGCAGAGCGUGGACUUUGCAAGAAGGCGUUUUGUCCGGGUCUCUCGUAUUUCCCUUAGAAGGGUCGUUAGCUUACCUUCGACUCCUGUGGCCACACUUUGACGAAGGUCUCAACUCGUCGAACAUGCCUCUGCUUAGCAAGGCAAGAUACUGGUUUACUAUCUUUUGGCGACUAGGUGAUCCACAUACGCCUGGAAACGGCGUCAUGACUGGUUCUAACCCCUUCCCCUCGCACAUCCGUGCUCAAUUGUUUGAGUUCGUCAAAUCUUCACUCAACGUCGACGAGCACAAGUCGUACAUAAGAGGCGAGGCUGAUCGUGCGGCCCGGUUCAUUAGCUCGCACAGCCUCCUGCAGUCGCGCAGCACGACGCAGGUCGAGGAUCUUCCGUUGAUCUUGAUGAACAUGUCUGGAAUGAACGGAAAUUCAGUGCCACGGUCCAAAAGCACAGACGGCCGCAUGCAGCUCUUGUUCUACGGGCUUGGUACCCUCCCAGUCGAGUUGCUCUUUUCCGAGUGCGCCAGACCUCCGAAUUGCGCCGUAGAUUGUUGGAUACCAAGGGAGAUCGUACCAGAAAAGUUCUACGAAAAGCACAAGUUGAAGCUGACUCCCAAAGGGUUCGUGUUCGAUAGCGAACCGGGGUGUAAGCCCCUUCAGUUUUACCUCCUUGCUCCCUUCUCGGUCCAUCAGGACGGCUUCAUCAUAUACGUGCCUUUCGAAGAUGCAAAGAUCAAAUGCUUGGCGAAGCCUCGACCGUCCAAAAGCGAUGCGGCACAAUUCAAUCCUGCGGUUGAGCGAUGCGUUGUUCUUUCCGAUGCGCCUUUCGAUCGGCGCGGUGCUCUCUUUAUCGUCAGUCGCACGGUUGACAACGACGUGUUUAUGCAUUUCGAAUGUCCAAUCCUGUGUUCAACCGCGGACGAGGCCGACGAAGACGACGUUAUAGACAGGGCUCACGAGGCGAUGCCCGUGGCCCGGCAAGCUGUGCCCGGUACAAACUUCAUCAUCGAGAAGAGCAACACGCCGCAAACCUUGCGCCUCGCUCGUCCUCAAAACCCGGAGCAGUACUCCGAUCGUCUGAUCGUCAUCCAGCAGUUGAUCUGCAUGGCUUUGCUGUAUUUUGAGAGGCGCCUCGUCAACGAGGAGUAUCUGUCCAGCAGCUGGAUCCGGUUGGCGCUCUGGGGCCUGUUCGUGCACAUGCAAUUCCGCUGGGUCGACGGAGCGCUUCACAUGUUCGUCCAUCACGCCUGGGUGAGGACGUACUCACCGACGUGGAACCCGGACGGCCGGUGGAGAUGGUUCUGGAAGUUAUCGAACUACGAGCCGCCCAUCCCGUUCAGGACGAUGAUGAAGUUCUACUGUCAGGUCCUCUUCUUCACGUCGGCAGCUUUGGGAUUUUGGAACGGGGUGGCGAUGGUCACGACGUACUGGUGGCCUCUCUUCCCUAAAGAUGAGCUGGGACACAUGUACGUUACUGCGUCGUUGGCUAAACUCGUGAGCAGGCUCAUGUUCUGAAUAAUUAAGAUCGUGACGUUCAAGACGGGACCGUGAUGGGGAGGAGAACCUUAGUGGUGACAUCGAGGCAAUCCGCACAUCGUGGGAGAAUAGACGUGGAAUCUAAACGAUGGCACCUUUAUUCAUUCUAUCUUCUUCUCUCUUGCGCCUUUCCUCCUUCCUCUGCUCAUGUUCCCUCCUCUUCUCCGCACUCUCCAUCUUUCUCGCAGUUGCGCGCUUCUGCCGCCUGUCCUCCCUUCUCUCCCGAUCUUCAAGCCUCAUGCGCUUCUCUGUCUCGGCGCUCAGCAAAGCCCGCAGUUUCUCUUUGGAAACGACCCAGGGUCGGCAAAGCACCUCUCUCUUGAACCUGGCACACUCCUCCCAUUCCGCGGCCUCCUCCGCGGUGCUGCGCAAGGUCCAGAUUCUCUUCAGCUCCAGCUGGCGCACGUUUCUAAACUCGCUGAUCGUGCAUUUGACCUUGACCGCGGCGCCGAUGGACAGCGGAACUCUGUUGACGAGCACGUCGUAGCGACCGGGAGCGACGACGACGUCGACAUUGGCAACAUUGGUGUUUGAAGAAAAGGAAGAAGAAGGGGAGGCGGCCGACGCAGAAUCCAGGCGCGUGAUUUUGACGACGAUGAGGGAUCCGCUGCCGUCGUCCAGCUCGAGAAGCGUGUACCUGUUCAGCUUGUCGUCGAUCGAAACGACCAGGCCGGUCAAGCACACAAAGCGGAUUGGGUGGUUCUGGUAGAAGUAGACAUUCUGGCCUUUUCACGCGUGUCUCUCGUUAGCAACAUCGUCCGUCAUCACUCUCCAGCAGCUCGCCGAGAUUGCGGGGGGGGGAAGGCGUUGUAUCACCCUGGAAGCCAGCCUCUUCCCUCAAGCCAUGAACGUCGACGGCCAAGAGCUUCACCCACGUGAACCACGUGGGUGACUCCUUGAACGCAUAUGCCGGAUAUAUGGGGGCGGGUUCCUUGCUCAUGUCAUGGUGACCGAGCGUUCAGAAUCCGUUGUGCGGGGCGCGGUUUGAGGCUUUUCUGUUGCUUUUCUCAGGCGACUCGAGAUGGGGAAAAGAACACGGGGGGGAAACCGACGUGACCGCUGCGCUUGGACCUGUCACGCGUGGGCACGUGAUGAUGAUCUUCCUCCGCUGCCUUGUUGCGGGAACGUCGAGACGAUGGGACGUCGGCACUUGGAGUGCAAUCAGGACCAGAUGUCGCCAGAUGUCAUCUUUGUGCCGCGCAUGUGAUAACGUAUGCAGUCGUACGUGCGAGCCAUCGUCUUUGACUUCGUGUGUACGCUCCACAACAGGUGUGGCCUUCGAAUGGCAUUUGUCGAAACGUGCAGAAAUACGUGAACCAGUGUGGAGAUAAGAGGUUGACGCGGACAUGUA